Nelumbo nucifera (sacred lotus) is the source of this 1013-nucleotide messenger RNA. RefSeq names its product Cornichon family protein. Lineage: Eukaryota; Viridiplantae; Streptophyta; Magnoliopsida; Proteales; Nelumbonaceae. Gene Ontology annotation, biological process: vesicle-mediated transport. The record is from RefSeq and is a predicted model, not a curated record.
AGUGGUGCGUCUGUUACGCAUCCGGUUUAUUUUAUAGCCUUGGGUUAUUAUAUUCGUAUCUUGUUAAUGGAAUUAUGGAAGCCUCAGUUAUUAUUUAUUAAACGGUCGGACCAGGACAGGGAAAUGGUUAAAAGGGAUGGGAGGAGCCUGAGUGGGGGAGCUUGGGGGAGUAUCGUUGUGGUGCGCCAGCGUCAGUGAGCGACUGAGCGGGUCGCAUGGUAUUGUCAAAUUAAGGGCAAAAGAAAGGGAGAGGGAAGCGGGGGCAUGGAUUGGAGUCUUCUCUCAUGGCUCUUGUCUUUCUUUCUCCUCAUAGCUCUGAUCGGCUUUAUCAUCUACCAGCUUAUAUGCUUGGCUGACCUAGAAUUUGAUUAUAUCAAUCCCUAUGAUUCAGCAAGACGGAUAAAUAGUGUGGUCUUUCCAGAGUUUGGCACGCAAGGGGCCCUAUGCACCCUCUUUCUCAUAUCAGGGCAUUGGUUUAUGUUUCUCUUGUGCCUUCCAUAUCUGUACUACAAUGUGAGAAUGUAUUCACGGAGGCAGCACUUGGUAGAUGUGACUGAGAUUUUCAACAUGCUUAACUGGGAAAAGAAGCAACGGCUUGCUAAGAUUGUCUAUUUAAUUGUCCUUGUCUUCUUGACCAUAUUCUGGAUGAUUUGGAGCUUAUUGGAAGAAGACAUGUAGUAGGUAAUGCUGCUUGUAUCUCUCCAACACCACAGAAGGUCCAUGAGGUAGCAACUAGCAAUUAGCAAAGUAGGCAUCUUCGGUUCUGCCUUAGUUGUGACACUUAAUUCUGCUAUUGAGGCCAUUUUAUUGGACUGAAGCCUUGAUUUAUUUAAUUGAUUUCUUGUGUACUUGUAAAUGUAUGGCAUUAUACUGCUUCAACUGUAAUUUAUUUUUCAUUCAGAAUUUGUUCAGUGGCAAUGACAUGAGCUUUGUUUAAUGGACAUCUUUUCAACGGCAAGAUGAAAAUGGAAAAAAAAAGGACGCAAUACAUGCAUAAUCUGGAAUUACAGAUA